AUGGCAAGGGGUCUUGUGAGGCACAGAAUAGGGGCGGGAAAUUGCACAAGCAUGUGGAUGGACUACUGGUUACCUAAUGGACCCAUCACAAUGCAGCUUGGUCUCUCUGAUGUGGAAAUUCUUCAGUUGGACCCUAGAGUCACAGUUGAUAGUCUAAUUUCCAACAAUCAGUGGGAAGUACCAAUCUCUCUCCAACAAAUCCCUUUUUUCCAAAGCCAAGCCUUCACUUUACAGCUGCAAAAUAUCCAACCCCCUUCACAUGCCUCAGAUAAAGUAGAAUGGAUCCCUAGUUCUCCCAAUGAAUACUCUCAUAGGCUCACCAUGGAGUAUUUUACUCCUCCCAAUGCUUGGGAUCAGCUUGUAUGGUUCAAACAUCGCAUCCCAAAGCAUGGCUAUAUUGUCUGGCUGGCACUUAAAAAGAGACUUGCCACACUUGACACCAAACCAAUGAUGACGAAACACUACACCAAUGCAUGCUACCUUUGCCUUGCACAAGCGGAAUCACUUGACCAUAUCUUCUUCAAAUGCCAAUUCAGCUCCAGAAUCUGGGAAUUUGUUCAACAUGCAGCUGGGUUUUACAUUAAACCUGACAGUUGGAAUGACAUGGAUGCAGGAUCACUUCAUCACUCACAAGCUGCUACUUUCAAGUGCAAUCUACUUCAUUUGGCAAGAAAGAAAUGCAAGAGCAUUCAGGAAUAA
This is a messenger RNA of Cornus florida, 699 nucleotides long. RefSeq lists its product as uncharacterized. The coding region runs from base 1 to 699 and encodes 232 amino acids. The record is from RefSeq and is a predicted model, not a curated record. Lineage: Eukaryota; Viridiplantae; Streptophyta; Magnoliopsida; Cornales; Cornaceae. The transcript has a single exon.